GGCUAAUCCUAACACUAGAACCUAACCGGCUGGAUCUCGUCGCGGACUCCGUCUCCGUCUCCGGCUCGACGUAACGAUCGGAGCAUCGAGAAGGAAGCAGUGGAAACAAUGGGAAAGCCAUUGCACCUGAUCGUGAUACUGCAGCUAUCGUCCGCGUUCGCUUACAGGUACGAUCCUUGGUAUCGCGCGGACACGCAGCGUCCAGUUGACGCGAUCACCGAUGUCGUCAACGAGCUCGGGGUGAGGAUCCUUCAGCAAUAUUUGACGCGUGGAAACGUCGCGUUCUCGCCAACGGGGGUUGCCUUCGUAUUAGCGGCACUCUACGAAGGAUCCGCGGGUAGAGGAAGUCAACAAAUCGCCGAGGCCAUAGGUCUACCAGCCAAUCGGGAUGUUACCAGGAUCGGUUUCAGGGAUAUUCACCGACGAUUACGAAGCUACCUUAACGCCGACGGCUUCCUGGGCGGUUUGACGCUAAGCAGAGAAAAUACCAGACUCCGUCCUGAGUAUGAAGACAUUCUGAGAUUUUAUGGCUUCGAUUUGUCGAGUAUUGAGCAAGAAGCGAACGUUACCGUUAGCAUGGAAGACUCAUCAGGUAUAACUGAACUUCCGACAUCCACGAUCGGCUCAAGCAUGCCAUCAACAGAGAUGGCAAACACUGAGAAUGUGCCGGACAUGACGACGACAACAUCAACGGGUGCAAUCACGACGCUUCCUCCGGCUGGUGCGGAAACAACAGUCGUUCCAUCGACCGCAGCGGGCGUUACUCAGCAAACUGUCACGAUGGCAUCGACGGGUGCAACCGAUGUACAAUCGACAUUGGCUCCGGUCACCAGCACCGGAACAAUUGUCCAGAAUACAGUGCCGACGCAAUCGACAAAUUCCUUAACGGCGGUUACUUCCGACGAAAGUAUUCAACCGACUCCAUCCGCUGGUGCGGAAACUGUCGCGAGUUCGCCGAAUACUCCGAUUACUCCGAUAGUAAACACAGACAGUCAAAUGAUUCCAACUACAACUGUAGUCACCGUCGCGAACAAUCAGGAUCAGCAAACUUCCCCAACAAUCAUCGCGAGCGAUAGUGCAACGAGUGCCAGCGUUUCUAACGAGAGCGUUCAACCAUCGACAGACGCAGGAAUGACAACAGCAGCUGCGACUGAUGCUAACGUGACGGUAUCGAUGAGUACUGAUGUUUCAACUUUCGCUACGAAUACCGAGGUACCAAUGACAACGAAUAUGUUGAGUUCGGACCCACCGGCUACAAUCGUCGCGGAUCCAAGUACCGACGCAUUAGCCGCGAGUUCAGUCAACAUGACGCCCAUUAAUACAAUUAUUCCCAAUACGAUCUUGAGUACCGUUACCAUGAAUUCGUUAACUACUGUGGUACCAGUAAUGUUGAAUAGCGCGAACGUGACUAUCUCGAGUCCCGUUACCGAAACGGUGAUGAUGAACGGCGUUAAUUCGCAAUCGAGUACCGAAAUAUCGGCAGAUACUUCGGUCGAGAAUACGCCAGGAAUGACCACUGUAAAUGACCUCACAAUGACGACGAUGACCAAUAUUGAUGAUGCUGUCGCAGUUAAUUCUGUCACCACCGUGGUACCGCCUGUCUCAGCAACAAACGCGAACAAUCUUGCUGAAAAUAACUUCAUGAUCGCGAAUUCUACGAUGAGUUCUAUAGAUAAUCAAACGGCCGCAUCUCUUGUGGAUGAAAAUACGAUUUCGAAUCGAAAGAAGAAAGAUAUAACUAAUCUGACAGAUAAUAUAAUUAACAGCAAUACCGUUAAAGAUGAGUUACAGGAUAGAUCGCCGAAUCUUCGUAAACGCAAAGCGAGAAGUCUGCGCGGAUAUUUCUCUAGCUAUCCAGACGAAGGUAUUUGGAUGCAAAAUCUAGAAAUUUGGAAGUCUUAUAAUACAGUAAACCCUAGUGAAUCCUCCAUCGGAGAUUCAUCAGCUGAGAUGUCGUUUUUGGUGAACGGUUGCGACAUUUCCUCGGUAUCGGCUUCGAGAUACAUCGCCGUGUUGCCUUUCGCGUAUUUCCCAUCGUUGCAAGCUGUCGCGCUCGAAUUUCCUUUGGACGAUCCCCGAUACAACAUUAUACUUUUCAUGCCCACGGAUAAAACGGACACGCUUCGUCUGGCGAGGGAUCUUAGCGGAAAGUCAUUGAGAUUGUUGAGGAAGCGAUUACAGCCUACUUGGGUCAGGGCCACUAUACCUUCGUUCAUGCUGCGUGGUUUCGUCACAUUGACGUCAUUUUUGCAAAGACUGGGCAUCCUGGAUGUGUUCGAGCCAAGAGUAGCCGAUUUAUCGCCCAUGACAUCCGAUCUCGGUGUAUACGCUAGAGAUGUGCAACAGAGUAUAGGGGUCAAUAUAAGGAAUUAUAUGAAACCCGACCGGACCCAUUCUCGUGAGUCGUCUAAUGUCGUUCCACCUCGAAGGGACUAUUAUCGAUAUCUACCGCCAGGUAAUGGUCUAUUCGAAAGAGCUGGACCUGAACCCUUUACAGCUUUGCAUCCCUUCCUUUAUUUCAUCGUCGACACCGAGACUUCAGUGAGUUUAAUCGCCGGUCGAGUGGACGAUCCGCUUAAUUCGAGAAUAUUGUAGGGAUAUAUAUAUAUAUAUAUAUGAUUUAGAUCGAAGGUUUAAAUAAACACUCGUUUAUUUGACGACACUUAUAAAUAAUUCCAUAAUGUGGACUUCUCCUAUUAGCUCGCACACAAUUAUUAUCAAGUAUACGCAAUUAAUAUUGUGCUCUGUACAAAAAUUCCUAUUUGUAAAUAAAGAAAUAUUAAAGAUAAAAAAAGUAGCCCCCACACAGUGAGCAUAACUUGAAAUGUGUAGAAUUGAGCAUUUGGAAGAAUAUUUCAAGCUGUCUCACGCUGUAGAGCGAAGGACAAACUUUCUAUACAUCUUGCUAAUCAAUAAAAGCAGAUACUUAUACGUUUGUUUCGAAAACUACGAGAAUCGAAAUCGCAAUUAUUGUAAAAAAAAUUCAUACUUUUCUCUGAUUUUCUUUAGCUCUUUCGUCUAAGUUACAGGAUCGACAGUAUCUGGCUUUAAAACUGACUUUACAACAAUAGAAUAGGUCGACAAUUAUGUAAUUUACAAAUUUACGAUUCUUUCGUAAUUUUUUU
Messenger RNA from Mycetomoellerius zeteki, 3125 nucleotides. RefSeq names its product pheromone-regulated protein PRM7. Gene Ontology annotation, molecular function: serine-type endopeptidase inhibitor activity. Lineage: Eukaryota; Metazoa; Arthropoda; Insecta; Hymenoptera; Formicidae. The record is from RefSeq and is a predicted model, not a curated record. The coding region runs from base 109 to 2595 and encodes 828 amino acids. The transcript has 7 exons.